Messenger RNA from Aptenodytes forsteri (emperor penguin), 1200 nucleotides. RefSeq names its product GDNF family receptor alpha 2 (gene GFRA2). Gene Ontology annotation, molecular function: signaling receptor activity. The transcript is spliced from 8 exons. Gene Ontology annotation, biological process: nervous system development. The coding region runs from base 16 to 1200 and encodes 394 amino acids. Gene Ontology annotation, cellular component: external side of plasma membrane; signaling receptor complex. The record is from RefSeq and is a predicted model, not a curated record. NCBI's taxonomy places the organism in Eukaryota, Metazoa, Chordata, Aves, Sphenisciformes, Spheniscidae.
CGAGACAGGAACACCAUGCUGGCCAACAAGGAAUGCCAGGCAGCCCUGGAGGUGCUGCAGGAGAGCCCCCUCUACGACUGCCGUUGCAAGCGAGGGAUGAAGAAGGAGCUUCAGUGCCUUCAGAUCUACUGGAGUAUACAUCUCGGGCUGACCGAAGGAGAAGAAUUUUACGAAGCUUCCCCCUAUGAGCCGGUCACCUCUCGUCUCUCAGAUAUAUUCAGACUUGCUUCAAUUUUCUCAGGAAUGGACCCCGCCACCAACUCCAAAAGCAACCACUGCCUCGACGCGGCCAAAGCCUGCAACCUGAAUGACAACUGCAAGCGCCUGCGCUCGGGCUACAUCUCCACCUGCAGCAAGGAGGUCUCGGCCACCGAGCACUGCAGCCGGAGGAAAUGCCACAAGGCUCUGCGCCAGUUCUUUGACCGCGUCCCCAGCGAGUACACCUACCGCCUCCUCUUCUGCUCCUGCAAGGACCAGGCUUGCGCCGAGCGCCGGCGGCAAACCAUCGUCCCCUCCUGCUCCUACGAGGACAAGGAGAAACCCAACUGCCUGGAUCUGCGCAACACGUGCCGGACGGAUCACCUCUGCCGGUCCCGGCUGGCCGAUUUCCACACCAACUGCCAAGCCUCCUUCCAGUCCCUGACGAGCUGCCCCGGGGACAACUACCAGGCGUGCCUGGGCUCCUACGCGGGGCUCAUUGGCUUCGACAUGACGCCCAACUAUGUUGAUGCCAGCACCACCAGCAUCACCAUCUCGCCCUGGUGCUCCUGCAAAGGCAGCGGCAACAUGGAGGAGGAGUGCGAGAAGUUCCUCCGAGACUUCACGGAAAACCCCUGUCUCGGAAACGCCAUCCAAGCCUUCGGCAACGGCACCGACGUGAACAUCUCCCCCAAGAACCCCUCACCCCCCGUCACCCUGCCACCGAAGACGGAGAAGAGCCCUGCCUUGCCGGAUGAUGUCAACGACAGCAACACCAUGUACGACACGAGCGUCAUCACCACCUGCACCUCCGUCCAGGAGCACGGACCGAAGCUAAACAAGUCCAAAGAGCAGAGUCUGUGCUACUCAGAGACCCAGCUGACCACGGACAUCAUGCCAGACCAGAAGACGUUCGUGGACCAGAAGGCAGGCGGCAGCCGACACUGGGCGGGCCGGAUCCUGCCCGUUGUGCCCAUCCUCCUGCUGAAGCUGGCGUUAUAG